Molecule: messenger RNA, 9122 nt
Organism: Stegostoma tigrinum
Lineage: Eukaryota; Metazoa; Chordata; Chondrichthyes; Orectolobiformes; Stegostomatidae
Gene: klhl40b
Product: kelch-like family member 40b
Exons: 6
Coding region: 106-1956 (616 amino acids)
Molecular function (GO): protein binding
Source: RefSeq, a predicted model, not a curated record
UUCCCGAGCUCUGUGCUAUCUAUAAACCCGGGAGGAAUGUGGAGGGGGGAACAGCUGGGGGCCAGCCAUCAAUGCUGACACACACACACAGGGAAAGGCAGAGCCAUGGCGAUCCCCGUCGACCCAACAGAGGAGCCUCGCAUUUACCAGCAGACUCUGCUGCAGGAGGGGCUGAGGGACCUGCUGGAGAACGGUAAGCUGGUGGACUGCGUGCUCAAGGUGAAGGGCCGGGAGCUGCCGUGUCACGGCCUGGUGCUGGCGGCCUGCAGCCCGUACUUCCGAGCGAGGCUGCUGGCGGAGGCGGGCCCGGGACAAGGCCCGAGGAGGGAGCUGGUGCUGGACGACGAGGAGCUGGAGCCUGAUCUGGUCGAGGCCUUGCUGCGUUACCUGUACAGCUCCGAGCUGCCCCUCAGCGACGCCAACGUCAAGGAGGUGCUGGCGGCCGCCAGCCUGCUGCAGAUCCCGUCCGUCUUCACCGUCUGCGUGUCGUUCCUGCACCAGCGCCUGGGCCUCAGUAACUGCCUGGCCGUCUUCAGGCUCGGCCUGAUGCUCGACUGCCCGCGCCUGGCCGUCGCCGCCCGGGACCUGGCGUGCGAGCACUUCCCGCUGGUGAGCAAGGACCCCGACUUCCUGGGCCUCAGCGCCGCCGAGCUGACCGCCAUCAUCUCCAGCGACUCGCUCAACGUCGAGCGGGAGGAGCUGGUCUUCGAGGCGGUGAUGGCCUGGGCCUCCAGCCAGGCCGCUCCCGCCCAGGCCCUGGCCCAGCUCCUGGGCUGCGUCCGCUUCCUCCUCAUGCCCCGCGACUACCUGGAGCGGCAGGUCCGGGCCUACCCCCUGCUCAGCUCCAGCCCCGAGCUCCUCCAGAAGAUCCAGCAGGUCAGGGAUGCCCACAGGAGGGAGGAGGGCGGGGAGCAAGAGAAGGAGGCCAAGAAGACCCCCGCCAAGGAGGAGCAGGCCCCCUCCCCUGGCAACCAAGAGGCCAAGGAGGAGCAGCCCCCCAGCCUCCUGAAUAAAACCCCCAGGUUCGGCAUGUUCGUCAAGGACCUCAUCUUCAUGAUCAACGACGAGGCCACGGUGGCCUACGAUCCCACCACCAAUGAGUGCUACUUCGCCUCGGUCUCCUCGAAGGUCCCCAAGAACCACUCCAGCGUGGUGACCAAGCAGAACCAGGUCUUUGUAGCAGGAGGUCUCUACUACGACGACAGCAGUAAGGAGAACCCAUUGCACUCCUACUUCCUGCAGUUUGAUCCCCUGGACUCUGACUGGCUAGGGAUGCCAGCCUUACCCUCUCCACGCUGCCUCUUUGGUCUGGGCGAAGCUGAUAAUGCCGUCUAUGUCAUUGGUGGGAAGGAAGUGAAUGAAGAGGAGAAGACACUGGACACUGUGAUGUGCUAUGAUCGACACACAUUUAAAUGGGGAGAAUCGGAUCCACUUCCAUAUGAAGUAUAUGGCCAUUCUGUGGUGUCUCACAAUGAACGGGUAUACGUAAUAGGAGGCAAAGGAAAAGAUAAGAAGUGCUUGAACAGAGUGUUGGUGUAUAACCCCCAGAGGUUCGAAUGGAGGGAGUUGGCUCCCAUGAAGAUUGCCCGCUCUUUGUUUGGAGCAGCGGUCUAUCGAGAUAAAAUCUGGGUAGCCACAGGAGUCACGGACAGCGGACUGACUGGAAGCAUCGAGGUGUAUGACAUAGCUGCAAACGAGUGGGAAGAGAUGGCAGAGUUUCCUCAGGAACGUAGCUCUCUGAGCCUUGUCACGUUGUCUAAAUGUCUAUACGCCAUUGGUGGGUUUACUAUGGUACAAACUGAAUCUGGAGAUUUUGUCCCAACUGAAAUCAAUGACAUUUGGAAGUACAAUGACGACAAGAAGGAAUGGUUUGGUAUUCUUAGAGAGAUCCCAUAUGCUUCAACAGCAACCUUCCUCCCAGUGAGACUAAAUAUUUUACGAAUGAGCAAGUUAUAAGGCCAAUACUACUAUAAUAGGAAUAAUAGUGAUUGGGUUGAAACAGAAAGGGCUCAAGGUAUUUUGAAACAGGUUAUUUGUAUCUGAAUAAUGGAUAAUUGGAAUAAUGUAUUUUUUCUAAAACAUUUAAGACAUUUUAGAAAUGAUUGUUUAUCUGAAAACAAAGGUAAAAAUGUUCCAUUAUUGAAUAAACUACUCUGUAAAACCACUUAAUCCUAUUUAUUAAUAGAUAUAAUAGAAGUUUCACAGUAAUGAACAAUAUAAUUAUUUUGCAAACCUUUCAGACUAGUAGCAGUUUAAAAUAUAUUCGCGACACAGAACGUAUAUAAAAAUUCAGCUACUUUUAUUAAUUUUCUUUUCACCACUGGCAUCCAGUCCCUCAAAAUAUUCCUCUCCCCACUGAAUAGUCCAAGGACUCACCACAACCUUCCUGGAGGACCAGGCAAGUGCAGGACAAGUUACACUUACACUGCCACCUCCUCCAUUCCCACUAAUAAUCAGAACGUCCCUUGAUUUCAGUGCGAUGACAACUCAGGGGUCGUGGGUUUCUGCCAGGGUCUUCAUGUGACUCAAGCCUCGAUCGGUAGAUCAUAGGGGUCACACAGGCAGGAUGACUUGAUGUAAUGGGAUCCUGAGGGUAUGAUUUGCUUUACCUUCCCUCUGUGCUGCUGCUCUGUCUCACUGUUAAGACGUUUGGCUUCAAAGCUUUGGUCGAAGCUUGACAGACAUGUUGUUGCUGUCUUGCGUGAUUGGUAGUGAGCUGCACCCAGUCACUAGCAUCAAUGCUACCAAACUUCAAGGAGAACCUCGGUGUCUUUGAAGCUUUUUAUUUUGUUCUCAUCCAGUAUGUUGGCUGUUUGACAGUUGAGAAGAGACCUGGCAGCGUUUAUAGUUUUUGGCCAUCUGGACACAAUCCAUUGAAGUUCACAUUGCAGAUUUGACCGAAUUCUUGUACAGUGAGGCAUCAAGACAGAUAAUUCCAUUUGUUUGCCAGUCCUCAGACUGAAUCUGGGAGAGGGAGCAGAGGCAUUUUUGGUGGAAUUAUUCUCACACACAAAUCACAGAUUGCAGUAUACGAGUGUGGCAAUGACAACUGCUGUCUCGUCGAGGAUUCAUUUCUAAAUGUAAAUAUAAUCACUGUCAAGCAUUCACUGCUAGAGAGAGGCAGUGAAAGUCAAGGAUAGAAAAUCUUGGUGACAAAUAUCGACAAAAUUGGAAAAAAGCUUUCAAAUCUCGUGGCAACAUUAUAGCCUGCAAUGAAAAUAGUCAGGGCUAAACAAUGACUCAGUGGUAUUGUGUUUGCAGUUCAAAAUUCCUCUAGACAGGGGAGACCAGAAGUGGAUUGUUAAACAACUCUGUUCAGACUUCAGUCAUAACCCUUAGGCUCUUAGUAAAGAUGUUGUCAUAUUAAUUUUUAAUUCCACUCCUACUUAUUGGCUUCACCAAGCUAGUCCAAAUAAAAGAAUCCUACAUUAUGGCACUUUUGGCUUUCCUUUUGGUACUUUAUAGUCUUCCAGAUGCAAUUUUUAAAUGUGAAAUUAGCAGAGUGAAAGAAAGUAUAAUAUCUCAACAGUGAAGAUUGCAGAGUUCCACGAUACAGAGGGAUCUGGGUCCCCUCUUGUGUAUAAAGUUAGUGCAGGUACAGCAAGUCAUUAGGAAAACUGACGAAAUAUUGUCAUUCAUCCUGAGAGGAACGGAAUAGAAAAACAGGGAGGUUAUGCCUCUGUUCCACAGAAAACUGCAUCUAGUGUACAGUGCACCCUGUAAUAGUCACUUCUUUUCAGUAAGGACAUACAUGCAUCGAAGCAGUUCAGAGAAGGUUUGCUAGACUCAUACCUGGAAUGGACAGGUUUUUUUUUAAAAUGAGGAAAUGUCAGACAGGCUAGGUAUGUGUCCAUCGGAGUUCAGGAAAAUAAACGACGGCUGAAAUGUAUAAAAUCCUAAGGGAUCUUGAAAGUGUAGAAAGGAAGCAUAUGUUUCCUCUCAUCGGAGAAUCUAAAGCAAGAUGGUGUCACUAUUUAAAAAUCAGGUCACCCAUUUAAAACCGUGGUGAGGUGAAUUUUAUUCUCAGAGUUGACAGUCUUUGGAACUCUUCCUUCUUGGUAUAUACCUGGCUUAGGUUUUAAAAGCACUGAAGAAGGACAAAAAGACUGAGGGAAGUGAAGAAUUCUAUAGUUUCAAGCUCCUCUGAAAGGACAAAUGAAAGGCAUGUGAAUUACAGGAAAAAUGUGCAAAUUGUGCUAAGUUCCAAGUUGGUUGACAACAAUUUUUAAGAAUACAAAGGUGUAAACCAUGCUUUUAUUAUAAUGAAAGAAUUUAUUUCUUCAGGAAUUAGACAGCAAAUCCUGACUACACUAUACACUAAGCAGUACAUAAAUGACAGAUAUAGACUGGUAAUUGUAGCACCUAUGGACAUAAUCUUCCUUUAAACCACAAGACUACAACAUUCUACAUUAAUGCUAUGUACACAAGAUAACUAAGACGUGUUUAUGUAGUAAAAUAUAGAAUUAACAUACUUAUAACUGAUACACAAAUUUGAUUUUAAUUUUUUUCUUAAACCUAAUGCUUUACUAAAAUGGACCAAGCUAAAUUUUGGCCUUGUAUCCAACAAAUAUUAUCCGUAGCAUUUCCCCUAUUCAACAAGCUGUACAACACUACCUGAAUGAGGCAGUACUACGCAGCUGUUUACAUCAGUAUGAUCUUGCUUCAAAUGAAAUCUCUCCACAAGAUAGCGGAAUAACUACAGUAUGAAGCAGUGUUUCCCCCCCCCCUCAUCUGUGGUCCUUUGGAGGAAGGGAUAUUAGGGUUAAGGUGCAAGAUUUCAUUGUAAAUAUAGCUUACCUAAAUGAAGCUUAUGAAUCAAUUCACCCAUGAUUUCAUUUUGUACAGCAAAAGUAACAUUCACUGUGAAAUAAGGAUGUCAACAAAGGGUUAAAAGGCUCCAAUCCAAUGCUAUCCUUGUUCACGUUUCUCAAACUCUGAACAACAGUCUUUAAAUUAAUUCUUUUAAAAAAUCCUCCAUGAACACAGCUGGAGACCGAACCUUUACCCAAUAUAGCCUCCGGGACUUGGCAAACCAGAGGAUGCCUGCUUUAAGUACUUCCAUAAUGAAUGGAAUGAUAUAACAACCUCAACAUUAACCGGAUGGAUUCCAGAAGUUUUUGCAAUUAGUACGAGCACUUCAAAUAUUUUUUUAAAAGAAUACUUGUGGCAACAAUAUGAUAACCACAGGCGGUGCCUCUGAAAAAGCAAGGAAAUCCUCAAACGUGUCAAUUGAGACACUCUCAGCUGCAGUUUUGACAGAUUGCACUUAGAUAUAUCAUUUACCUGAACAGGUUUCUCUUGCUUUGUGAUGGCCAAUAGCCUUUGCAAAAAAAACCUUUUUUUAAAAAAUUUGGGAUAAUUUCAUCCAAUUCUGUUUUAGAAUUGUUAAAUAAAAUGGAAGGAUUAUGUACUGCAAGGAAUUAAAAAGUACAAUGAAGAGAUGAAGGCUGCAAAAGGAAGCACAGAAUCUAACUACUCCCUCCCUCUGGUUGAAGUCCGUUUAGCAUGCGACUGUUAGCGUGUAUAUAUAUAUAUAAAAAAAUGAAAGAUGAGAAUACCAUAUAAAUUAAAUACCAGAAUCUGAAGGAAAAGUAACAGCUGCUAUGGAUGAUUCACAUUGUACUGUUUUGUGCAAAGGAUCCCAUAAACCCCCUUUGUUCAUGGUUUUGUCCUGAAUUGCAAACUUGGAACAAAGUUUGCUGUCAUUGCCGUUGGAUCCUAUAACAACAGACUAGCAUCCCAUUACACCACGCUGCAUUGCUGUAUCUGAGAUAAUGAGCAGGUUUACAUGCUAAUGAACAACUGAGGGGUCCUAUGUUAGAACACAAAUUCCAAUUAAAAGUUGGCUGAAUUACCAACACCGAAAAUAAGUAUCAGGAUGCCCAACCCAAAGAUUGCUAUUGCUUGAAGGUGCAGUCUUGAUGAGCAAAAUAGGCAGAUUUCAAAAGUAUCAAAACAUUGAAUAUUAAAAAGUCCUAUGUCUUUACAAUAACCAACUUUUUAUUUAAUUUUUUUAAACUCUGUAUCCGAUAAGAGCAUAUUAAAAAUACUGAAAUGCUUCACUGACAUUUUCCUCCUCGUCUCUGUACAAUGACAAAUACUGCACGUUAAAUUCUGUGACAAAAUAUAGUUCGAGACUUAACAGUGCACUUGCAAAUAAAUUCUGCUCUGCUGUUACUUACCAUUAAAUAUAGUAAUGAUUCUUCUAAAAUCUGCAGUUCAGAAACAGAGAAUGACUUCUCCCAUGCCCCGGUGCAAAAUAGUGAUUUAAAUUGUUAAAGCAGCUUAUAAGCACAUCAAUCAAAUUGAAUAUUUCAAUUAGAUUUCUAUUAUUUUAAUCCUGCAUUAUGACAAAAUAGUCUUAAGGAUGGGUAGGGAAAAGGGCGUCUUUAAUAAUUACAAGAAGAUUAACCUAUGGUGAGGAUGUAGUGUAAUGUCCACAUGAUUCAACAAAAUUCCACUCUAAAAUCUGAGGCCUUUUACAGUUCCCAAACAAAGUAAUCGCUGCAGUUUAAGGUGGGCUUCAAAUAGUAAGUUCACCCCUUUGUAAUGCUUUAAAAUCUAGGUUAGUGUUCAAGUUUAGAGGGAUGUCAAUAUCUAUUAGUUCAGUAGAACAGAAAUUGACUAAAAUGGCAGCAUGUGGAAAUUAUUCCAGUUUUGGGGAACUCUUCCCAUAAAGCUAUGUGUGAAAAUCCACCACAAGCAGACAGCUGUGUCAAGUACAAGACCUUUCUGGUAAGAUACCUGUAGCAGCAUUGUUAUCAGGGCUGCCAAUGGAAGACUGCUCCUCUCUGUCCUACUCCCACGAUCCUUCUUAAAAAAGUUCACCUUUUAGAGGCACACCAUUUUUAGAGUCAAGAUGUCACAGGCAAAUUGGACUGAGACAGGAAGGAUGCUGCAGCAAUGCAAUUAAUAUCCCUGGGUGUGUCUUACAGUCCACCUUGAACAGUUACUGGAAGGGUUACCAAAUCAAAAGCUCAACCAGAUCUAACACUGCCACUGUCAAUUGUUCUCUAUGCCUUUCAGUAAAACAUAAGCCCUUGGUCAGGGGGAAGCUAAUCAAGGUGGUUUUAAUCCUAGAGGAGCAGCAUAAUGACAAAGGCACUAUCUGAAACACUGAAGUCUGUGCUGAAAGUCCUACUUCAGAAAGCAAGCCACUGAUGCACCUGGGCUUAACAUCAUACACAAAGGAGAAUCCCCAGUUCUGGUACCAAGUCAUACUUUUAAUUUGACCACACUUUAAAUGUGAGCCUGUCAUAUGGUUUCAAUAAACAGGAAGAAAACAGCAGAACAGGCAGAAACCAGAGUAAAGGACCAGUCAACGUUUCAGCUAUUACCCUUCUUCAGGAGUCCUGCUGCUUGCUGACUGCUCCUUUCCUCCAGAUGCUGCCUGACCUGCUGUGUUCUUCCAGCCUCCCAUUUGCCUACCUUGGAUUCCAGCAUCUGCAGUUUUUCUUUGUCUCUGAUAUUGUUUCGAUAACUGAAUUUUCCCCUGUAGGAGGAGGGAUGGAAGUAUCUCUGAUGGGCAAAUAUAUCUAAUGAUCCCCAACCAUGUCUUGCUAAAUUCUGUAAUUCGAGUCCCUUAAGGCAACCAUUUGCAAGAGAACUUCAUUUCUUUGUCUUUCUUUUCCCUGGGGUCUAUAAAGUUUAAAGUUAAUGAAAGGUGCAAAAACCCUCACAUCAGCUGCAACUUAAAGCAGCAUAUUUCCCAAUACUUCUUGCUGCUGAGAUUUCAACACCCAAAUGCUCCUUACUUGACUUCUACUGCAUGUAUUUUCUCAGUCCUCUCCAUUACACUGUGCCUUGGCUUAGUGCAGAAUCCUCCACAACAGCACUGACCAGUUUCAUUCCCAUUUAAAUUUCAAACUCUCCAGCUCAGUUCUUUAAGAACGAUUGGAAUGGUCUGUCCUUCUGCUGCACUGUAAAUAUUAGAAGAAUAUUUAUUUCUGCCUUUAUUAACUCUGCUUUCCUAUUAAAAGCCACAGUGCUCAUGAUCAUCAAGUGCUAACUUGGUCCUCCAAAGAAACAAGGGCUCCCUGGUCAGCCCCAACAAAGAUGGCCACAAAGUUUGGAGGCAAAGCAGUCAGUAAAGUGAACUGGAGUAAGUGGUGGUUAGAGCACACUUUUGCAAUCCACCCAGUUCCCUGCCUCCAGGCUGUUAACUGACUGAGAGAGAAGUCCUACUUUCCGUGACUGAUUUUGUCAGUCAUCCCUUCUUUAGUGUCUGUACUUGGCCACAAACUGGAGCCCCUCAGUUCCAUUAAUUCUUAUCCUCUCACCUCAGUUGCUUCUGUGGUUAAGUCAUACAGUCCAUGGUAAAAUAAACACUGCCCCGGUUCACUCAUAUGACAUGACACUAACUGCUAAAAUGUCAAGUCGGUUUAGACGUGCCACAGUAAAUGGUUAAACUUGCUACACACAAGCACAGCUUGCUUUACUUAACUAAACAUGUGUUAAAAAAUAGCAGGAUACACUUUGGAGGCUCAAAAGAAUGGGUUUGGGAAGUGGGGGGGGAUUAGGUUUGGAGAGGAGUGGGGUUGAGUUUGGACAGGUAGGAAGGGGUGCUCAGAAAAGGGAGGAAUCCAACAAUACCUUGCUAAGUAUAUUAGAAACACAUUUAUGAAGGGCUUUGCUCUCUGCAUUAAAUCUGUACAUGUCCUUCUUGCAUUAUAUGCUGCAGGGAUAUUUAUGUUCAAAAACGCAAACAGAAAAGUUUUUUUUAAAGUGAGAGCAGUUUAAGUCUAUGGAUGCCUUUAAAAGUAGUUCAGACUACUUGGUAAUAGCCUUUAGUCCUAUAAUGACAUUUAAAAAACAAAAAUCCUUUGUCUACAUCCUUACUGUAAAUAAUACACCAAAAUAGGUUUUUUGUUACAUAAGUCAAUAAUGAUCUUUUUCAAGGUUGUUUGAAUCUGAGUCCCCAUCUGUUAAGUAUGCCCCCUUUGGUUAUAUUCCUUCCAGGUAACAGAAUAUAUUCAGCGUCACACCCAGUGCGCGCUUCUCUGUCUGCUACAGUCACUUGUCUCUUUUUUUUGUUUGGAGGGCCAAAAUGCCCCCUGCCCCUUUACAGCCAUUCAGUUGUUGUUGGCAUUUAUCCGUCCAGCUGGAAAGAGGGGAGGUGGCGG